Zophobas morio is the source of this 1067-nucleotide messenger RNA. Its product is annotated as pupal cuticle protein Edg-91-like. The coding region runs from base 592 to 990 and encodes 132 amino acids. The transcript has 3 exons. The record is from RefSeq and is a predicted model, not a curated record. Lineage: Eukaryota; Metazoa; Arthropoda; Insecta; Coleoptera; Tenebrionidae.
GUCGAGACGUCACAUUUAUUUUUAUUUUCCAAAUACAAAAACUUGAUAGUUGCGUGUAUUUGAUAAGUUUCUAACUUAUUUAAAUUUGUGGGUAAUUACGAUUUACUAAUAAGAAUUACCACUGAUAUUUUACUUCCGUUAACCAGGGUCGCGUAAAUCCCCCGCAGCAAAUCAAGUGUAAAGGUGUUGAUCUAAACGUCUGUCUACUAUUUGCCCAUGUGAACUCCAUCUCGUAAAUAAGUUCAAGUUCACUUCGAUGACAGGAUGAACUUGUACAAUAAUCUUUUCAAACCUUGCAUUUAAGGUCAACUAUUACCAUAAAUUCAGCGAUAAACUUUUGUAAAUGAACAGAAACUUCCACAAAAUAAUUAAGUAGGAGUUAAAUUUAACAUUGAAUUUUCAAGAUUUUCAUCCUCACGUACUCAUUUUUUUGCAAUUUAAGUGAUAUACAGAUGCAGGACCUUCACGUUUUGCAGAUUUUCAAGUACAACAAGAAAAUAAAUUCGUAGAGGGGAAGUUCUUAUAAAAAUCAAUAGCACACUAGUUUCUUCAAAAAAACUGUGCUUAGUUUUGUAUUGAAAGUGUUUCAAAAUGCAUUCCAAAGUUCUCUUAUGUGUGAUGUUUCUAGCGGUGGCUUACGCCCUUCCACUAGACAAUGAAGAACAACCAUCCGUUCGGCAAAUCCGUUCGCCCCAUUUAUUCAACAAGAAGAAGCCACUUCUAGGUGCUUUAUUUGGAGGUGGUAAUCAAGGGGGCGGUCACUACACGCAACCCGUGCAUCAUCCCGAACCUGUACAUCAUCCCGAACCUGUACACCAUCCAGAACCUGUACACCAUGGAGGAAGUUAUGCUAGUAGUUCAGCUGGAAGUUCUGGACAUGGGUCACAAAGCCAGAGUCAAUCCGCCGCGUUUUCUUUUGGACCAUUUUCGGGAUCCUUGUCCCAGAGUCAGUCUCAAGGAUCAGGAGGCGGCGGCUUCUUCGACUAUUAACUGACUGAAUAUUUUCGUUAUUUAUUUAUUAGUAUUUUAAUGUUUAAUUAAGUUUUUAAUAAAGUUAUAUAACCCUA